This is a messenger RNA of Cherax quadricarinatus, 881 nucleotides long. RefSeq names its product tRNA 2'-phosphotransferase (gene Tpt). Gene Ontology annotation, molecular function: tRNA 2'-phosphotransferase activity. The record is from RefSeq and is a predicted model, not a curated record. Gene Ontology annotation, biological process: tRNA splicing, via endonucleolytic cleavage and ligation. Lineage: Eukaryota; Metazoa; Arthropoda; Malacostraca; Decapoda; Parastacidae.
AUACAUGACAUUAUGAGUCAGUAGCUGUGUGAGCACUAACAUAGUGUGUGCUACACCUGCCUCACACAUCCACACUCAGUAUCCACAACUUAUAUUUCUCACAGAGAUAGAAGAGGAAAAAAAUCAGCAUCGUGUUCUCGGCAUGGCUGAGAGUUCAAAAACUGAUGUUCGUAUAAGCAAAGCACUGUCUUGGUUACUCCGUCAUGGGGCUGAGAAGGAAGGCUUGAUUCUUGGUACAGGAGGUUGGGCCAAACUGGAGGAUGUUCUUCGGAAACCAACUUUUAAGAAAGUUAAAGUUGAUAAGGUUAAGGAGAUAGUGGCUAACUGCCCCAAACAGCGCUUUGCACUUAAAGAAGAGAAUGGUGAAUUUUACAUCAGGGCCAAUCAGGGACAUUCAAUCCAGGUUGAUGACUUAGACCUUGAGGAGAUAACCAUUGCCAGUGAUGCAGAGUCUGUAGUUCAUGGUACAUAUUAUCGGCACUGGAACAGUAUCAAAGAACAAGGUCUUUGUCGUAUGAACCGCACACACAUACAUUUUGCACCAGGUCUUCCUGGAGAAGCAGGGGUCAUCAGUGGUAUGCGUUCAUCCUGUCAGAUAUUCAUAUAUGUGGAUCUUGCCAAAGCUUUAAGAGAUGGCUUCAAGUUCUUCAAAUCGGCUAACAAUGUGAUAAUGUGCUCAGGAAAUGAAGCUGGAUAUCUUCCCCCAGAAUAUUUUCUUAAGGUCGUUGACAAAAGGACUAACAAGGAGUUGGUGUAGAUGAUGGACGGCCCUACAAUUAACUUGUUUCUGAAAGUAUUUUAAUAUUUGUAUCCAUAUUGCAAGCUAUGGAUGAUUAUUGUUAUUAUUGGCUUGAACAAUAAUAUUAAGCAUUUUAUUAAGU